CUAGUAUAAAUAGAUUCAUGUAUUUCAAACUGGAAUGCACAACCCUCUCUUAAUUAUCCUUCUUCAUUCUUAAAUUAUCGCAAUGGCGAGCACUUGCAGUAAGUCUUUGUGCAGCAACUAUAUGCUGCUAAAACCAGAGGAAUGUAGUGUAUUAGACUUGAUACGUAUCUUGUUUUCCAGUAAAAUAUUGGGACCAAAUAAUUUCGUAGACUACCCUGAUCAAGAAGUGACUAAGGUAUCAUUUCCACAAAGAUGGAUAAUUUUUAUUUCCAUCCUAGCCCAAAAGAUUUUACAGUCUACUGCUAAUCCUUUGGCAGGGUUUGGCAAUGCUAUUGAGCACUGGCUUAACCUUCUAAAUGUUAACGGCGGCUUCUUCCGUCUUGUUUUCAACGCCUUAAGAGUUGUAGGAGCCGGAUAAGGAAUCAGCGACCUUCUUGUCUUUUAUUGGAAAUAUGGAUAAAAGGGUGGAGCUAGAUAAUAAGAGUGUUGAACUUGGACGGAGAAGAUACCUUGAGGCAAUAAGUAUGAUGGCUGCCAAAGCAGCUUACGAGAACAAAGCAUAUAUUGAAACUAUUGUCACGUCCUUAGUCGUUAACUAAGUACACGUGCGGCACUUUACAAUUUGCUCACGAUCUUGUACAAUUUGCUCACGUUUUUGCUAUGCCAAGUCAGCCUGACUACACUCAAGAUCGCUAAGAGAAUAUUAGAACACAAGAGAAUUGCAAAAGGAAGCUUUUGUAUUAGAGAGAACUUGAUUGUUUUGCUUGGUGAGUUUACACACUACAAAAAAACGCUGCAUUUGCGGAGGUUUUAUCUACAUAUUGCGGCGGUCAAAAACCUCCGCAAUACACUUUUACGGCGGUUUCCAAAAUCCCCGCAAUAAUGUUCGUCGCAGCCAAUUUGCGGCGGUUUUCUGAUAGACCGCCGUUAUCAUAUAGCGGCGGAUAUUUACCGGCGGUAUAACCUCCGCAAUUUAGUAGUUGGCUGUCGCUUAUUUAAACAAAUAGCGAAGGUCAGAACCCCCGCAAUAUCUUUAUUUAACCCCCACGAAUUUUAUAACACAAUAUUAUCAUAGGUUAAAUAGCGGCAGUUAUAACCUCCGUUGUUCAUUGAAUAUAUCUUUUUUCUGCAAUAGAAUGUUACUCCAUAACUGUUCCAAUUUCAAUUAUGUUAAUAUAAUGAAGCAUCAACAAAUUAUAUAA
Messenger RNA from Nicotiana attenuata, 1202 nucleotides. RefSeq lists its product as uncharacterized. NCBI's taxonomy places the organism in Eukaryota, Viridiplantae, Streptophyta, Magnoliopsida, Solanales, Solanaceae. The record is from RefSeq and is a predicted model, not a curated record. Gene Ontology annotation, molecular function: triacylglycerol lipase activity. Bases 83 to 418 code for a protein of 111 amino acids. The transcript is spliced from 2 exons. Gene Ontology annotation, biological process: lipid metabolic process.